AUGAAUCUUCAGAAAGAUUAUUUAAUGUUCGAAAGUGACAAUGUAGACAUUGUUAUAGAAUUCUCUUAUAACAAUAAACUUUCAUCAUCAACAAAAUAUGAGAAAUCUCAUUUCAAAUUUAUAACAUCAUUGGAGCUUACAUUGAAUAGCUUUUCACGACUAAGAACAGAAAGGAAAACAAUCAAAAGAGAUUUGUGA
This is a messenger RNA of Clunio marinus, 198 nucleotides long. Lineage: Eukaryota; Metazoa; Arthropoda; Insecta; Diptera; Chironomidae. The record is from the annotation of a GenBank genome assembly.